AUGUACGUAUUGGAGGCUGCCCACUAUCCUUUAUGGUACCCUGGGGCCUAUCGUUUAACAGUCACGAAUCAUUUACAACACUCAUGUUUACGAGGACGUUUUGGCAACAUCGAGUGCAGUUGGACUUGUUUUUCCUCAGUGCUGUUCGCAGAAGGAGUUGCUCGAUUCCUUUUACUUGCCGGCUUCCCUUCGGUGGAUCGGAAGGAGCGAAAUGCGAGCAGCCCUAUUAUUCCAUCGAAGAUGAGAUAUUGGAAGAAUGACGCUUCGCGCAAGCGAAAGAAAAGAUUCGCAGGAUUCGGUCGCGAACACGUCGUUAAGUGGAUGAACGUCGAAGCCAGCACCGACAUGCGUCAAAAUUGCUUAGAAUUUUGCACAGCUGGAGGCGUUGAUGUUGUAUCUGGUCAUCCGUGUGUUUACGAGAGGAGCAGUACUUGCAUCAAUUCGUCAUUGAAUGUGGAAAUGCGAGAUAGUUUUCGUAAAAUGGGCGGAGCUGACUAUAAUUGUGCAAGUACUGAUGAUGGUCGCAAACGUUGUUAUCAGAGACCUGAGUGCGUUAUACUGUCGGAAGCAUCAAGAGGUGAAAUGGAAGCACUUCGAAAUGGUAAUGUCAAAGAAGUUUAUAAAUCUGGUUUAAAUUCGGUUACCGAGAAGCUUAAUUCCCUCGAUUUGAGCAACAACAAUUCGUCCAUUUCUAACAAUGAUUGCCGUUUUCCAAAAAGCGCUCCCAGCCGUCUUUCAUCAGUGUUGUCGUUGCGCGGAGCUAGAUUACUGCAAGUAGUGAUUUUGUUACAAAAGCUCAGUAACGAAUAUGCGAUUCUCGAAGCAGAUUUCAUCAUUCUGAAUGUUAGCGAUACUGUUAACGUUAUUUGUCAAACCAGUGGCUAA
Molecule: messenger RNA, 885 nt
Organism: Necator americanus (New World hookworm)
Lineage: Eukaryota; Metazoa; Nematoda; Chromadorea; Rhabditida; Ancylostomatidae
Exons: 8
Coding region: 1-885 (294 amino acids)
Source: RefSeq, a predicted model, not a curated record